Ustilaginoidea virens is the source of this 3234-nucleotide messenger RNA. RefSeq lists its product as uncharacterized. Gene Ontology annotation, molecular function: RNA binding; protein binding. Bases 1 to 3234 code for a protein of 1077 amino acids. The record is from RefSeq and is a predicted model, not a curated record. Lineage: Eukaryota; Fungi; Ascomycota; Sordariomycetes; Hypocreales; Clavicipitaceae. The transcript has a single exon. Gene Ontology annotation, biological process: RNA processing.
AUGGCAGAUCCUGUAGGCCAAGACAACUGGCUCGCCUACCUUGAGGAAGCGGUUCGCAAUGCUUCUGAUCUCGAGCAGCGAGUUCACAUCGUCGAGCUCUUUAAAACCGCCGUCGCCGCCGAGCCGGGUAGCUUGCGCCUGUGGAUGGCGUAUUGCGAAUAUUUCCAGAAGCUUUGGGAGUGCAGCUUCUCACCCGAUGAUGGCUGGUCCGAGGAGGAACAAUUAAUGGGCCAGGAGCUCUUCCCUUUGGAAGCUUCUCUUGAUCUAUGGAAGCAGGGAUACGAAGCCAUUCAAUACCGCCUGGGCGACAGCCACGAGCUGUGGGAUCGCUGGAUUUCUUUCGAAAUAGAACAAUUCAAGAAGAGCAGAACCUCGGAUCAGCUUCGUCGCAUUACCCAACUGUACGAGCAUCGUCUAUCCACGCCUCACAUUACCUGGGAUCACACUUCUCAAUCCUUCUCCGGGUUUUUAUCAGAGUACAAUCAAACCGCCUGGGAGAGUACCAUGAAGGAAGUCACUGCCGCCGUCCAAGUUACCAAACGAGCCAUUUCGGUCCGGGACCCCUUCGAGCUCAAGUUGAAGCAAGCAGAGCGGAGCAACGAUGUCGAAACGCAGAAAUCCCUACUUCGAAACUAUUUGGAUUGGGAGGUGCGUGGGACGAAAAGAAAACACCAAGACGCUGAGCUGUCUGUCAAACUAUGCUCCGGCCUGUUUGACAGGGCUUUGACCGGCUUGUUUUCCACCGACGAGGAUACGUGGCUCGACUACAUCGUCUUCUUAUCUUCCACUAUUGUUGACCAAUCAUCCUUGAGUGAAUUACUCGGCGCCUGCGGCAGGGCAGUUCAGCAUUGUCCGUGGGCAGGAAAGCUUUGGGGUAGAUACAUUCUGUCUGCCGAAGAAGCUCAUUUAUCCUUUUCCGACAUCGAGUCAAUCAAACAAACCGCAAAUACCGAUAAUCAGCUGUGUAGGGAUGGAAUGGAAGGUUUGAUUGAAAUGUAUAGCUCUUGGUGCGCCUACCUCAAAAGAACCGCGAGCACAACUGUUGAAGAGGCAACUGUUGCAGACGAGCUCCAUGCCGCUAUUGAGGACGUGAAUGCGACAGGCAGGAAGCUUUACGGCAAAGAAUUCGAAGGUGAUCCUAAAUACAGACUGGAGAGGAUUUACAUUGAGUAUUUGACCGAAGACAGGGGCGCGACUGACGAGGCUAGAGCUUUGUGGAAGACACUCGUAAAAAGCCGUUAUCACGCCGACAACUUCGAUUUCUGGCUCAGCUAUUACACUUGGGAGAUGUUGGUAUUCUUGUUGCUCCGUGAUAAGGAUGGCAGGUCUGACACCCCGACUCAAGCAACGGCUGUCUUGCAUUCUGCUGCAAAACGCAAAUCCGUCGAUUGGCCGGAAAGAGUCCUUGAAUUAUACCUGCAACAUUGCAAUACUUACGAGACUCCUGAAGUGGCGCGCCAGGCAAAUGAUUUUGUCUGCCAAACGCAGAAGCUUGUCACGCAUCGACGGGAAAAGGAGCAGGCUGCACAGGCUGCACAGUACGCCGCAUACUAUGAAGCCCAAGCACAGGCUCAAGGAGAGACCCGAGCAGAGAAUCAGGCAGAGACCCAGGCCGAGACCCAGGCCGAGGUCCAGCAGCAGUCGCUGGAGCGGCCUGAUGUUGAUUUGACUCCGCCUCCCGGCGGCGGACCGAAAAGAAAGCGUGAUGCUCUCGCAGAUGCGCAAGCAGAGGGAAGAGAGGAUUUCAGCAAGCGGCAGAGAAACGGGCAUGACACCACCGUUGACACCUCGGCCCCGGGUCAGCCGCCUCAGCGAGAUAGAGAACACUCCACCGUCAUCGUUACAAAUCUACCCCUUGGAGCAACACAAACCGAAGUUCGUAAAUACUUCAAACCGUAUGGGCAUAUCAACAACAUAACCGCAUUUGUCAGGGAAGAGCAGAAGCAGAGCACGACGGCAUUGAUCGAGUUUAGCUCUGCCGAGGAAGCCCAGUCUGCUCUACUGAGACAUGCCAAGUACUUUGGCGAGUCCCAAAUCAGCGUCCAACCCGGCCAUGACCUGACAGUAUACGUUGCCAACUACCCCCCCGCCGCGGAUGAAAAGUUCAUUACAGACCUGUUUAAAGACUGCGGCGAAAUCCUGAGCAUCCGCUGGCCAAGCUUAAAAGUCAACACCCAUCGCCGCUUCUGCUACAUUUCGUUUCGCGAUCGAGACGCGUCCGCCAAAGCCGUCGCCAAGGAAGGUACUCUUGUCGAAGGAAAGUAUCGUCUGCUCGCCAAGUAUUCGGACCCUAGCCGCAAGAAGCGUCGCGAAGGUGCCAUUGCGGAAGGGCGGGAAGUCCAUGUCAGCAAUUUGGACCAGUCGACGACCGAAGACCAGCUCCGCGAGGUGUUUGGCAAGUUUGGUACGGUGACGAGAGUCAACAUUCCCCAGAGCAUGGCGGGGCACAACCGUGGCUUUGCGUUCCUGGACUUUGAAACCAAGGAACAGGCUGCCAGAGCGGCGCAAGAGUUGAAUAAUACCAAAUUCCGGUCCCGGAUUCUCAAGGUUGACGUCUCGAAAGAAAACAAGGUCAAGCCUGCAGCCAAGUCCACCGAUUUCCAACGUUCAUCCGCAUCGCCUGCCUUUUCUCCAUCGGCGCAAGACGACGAAGGCGACGAAGCCAUGGGCGACACCAGUUCGGAUCGCCACCACGACAAGCCGUCUUCCUCGGAAAUAGCAGCCAGAACCAUCGCCCUCAUGGGUCUCCCCGACACGGUCAACGACGCUCGCGUCAAGGCCUUGGUUGAGCCGCUCGGGCCCUUUGUCAAACUCAUCCACCAACCCGGCCACGGGGGCGCCAUCAUCGAGUUCGCAGACGCCGCAACUGCAGGAAAGGCUGCCCUUCGACUGAACAGCAUGGAGUACGAAGGCCGCCAGCUUCGCACCGGUUCUCCCGACCAGCUGCGGCACAACAGACCAGAGGCCGCGGACGACGGCGCGAACGGGCCCCGGACCCGGCAAGCCGGCAGCAAGCCAAAGGGCGCGCUAUUGCCUCCUGCACUUCGCCGUCCCGUGCUCGGUCGGGCUGCCCCGAAACGUGGUGGGCCGGGCCUCGCUCCUAGAAAAGGUGGACCUGCUUCUGCGGCAGGCGCAAGUGCGAAACGGACUGAAGACGGAGGAGGCUCUUCUGGCUCAAGCGGUCCGAAGAGUAAUGCUGAAUUCAAGGCGCUCUUUUUGGCUGGGAGGGAGUGA